Gryllus bimaculatus (two-spotted cricket) is the source of this 2812-nucleotide messenger RNA. NCBI's taxonomy places the organism in Eukaryota, Metazoa, Arthropoda, Insecta, Orthoptera, Gryllidae. The record is from the annotation of a GenBank genome assembly.
UGCAUGAUAGAUAGCGCCCUAGUCACCGAAAGUAUGGCACGUCUCCGUAUCUAGUAUGUUAUUAGUCAUCUGUGUUUAUACGGCCAAUGACCAGUCGAAAGUCACCUGAAUGAUCGGAGUUUUUGUUAUAGAGUUGUAGAUUAGUUUAAUUUCUGUAAAUUGUAAAUAUAUAGUCUAUUUUAAAAUGGGCAUAUUUUCUACGUCUUCGCCAUUUGAUGCGGAUGUUGAGAAAGCAACAAAUGAGAAGAAUACUUCGGAGGAUUGGGGUCUGAUCAUGGACAUAUGUGACAAAGUGGGGAGUAAUCCCACACAUGCAAAGGAUUGUUUGCGGGCCAUUGUGAAACGUCUAAACAACCAGGACCCUCACAUUGUAAUGCAAGCUAUCACGCUGCUGGAUGCCUGUGUUAGUAAUUGUGGGAAAUCUUUCCACUUGGAAAUAGCCUCCAGAGAAUUCGAGAGUGAGUUUCGGAAACUACACGGUCGAAGUCAACCUCGUGUGGCAGAGAAAUUGCGACAGCUGUUAAAAAAGUGGGCAGAAGGGGAGUUCAAAACAGAUCCCCAACUUAAUCUUAUUCCAUCAUUGUAUGCAAAACUUAAGCAAGAAGGAAUUGAUUUCUCAGCUCACUCAGAAAUGCCCCGACAAACAGCACCAUUGAGUCGUGAUCCGAAUGUAGUAUCCAGUCAGCAGGAAGAGGAUGAUAUUGCUAAAGCUAUUGAAUUAUCAUUAAAAGAGAAUCAGCAAUCGCCAAAGGCUCAAUCAAGCUUAUAUCCUUCAACUAGCCUUGGUGCUAGUUCAACAGCCCGAGAACCAGAGGCUCGAAAAGUUCGGGCUCUCUAUGACUUUGAAGCAGCUGAAGAUAAUGAACUGACAUUUUCUGCUGGUGAAAUAAUUCACAUCUUGGAUGACUCUGAUCCUAAUUGGUGGAAGGGCUACAAUCAUCGAGGAGAAGGAUUGUUUCCUGCCAACUUUGUGACAGCAGACCUUUCUGUUGAACCUGAACAAUUCAAGCUAGAUCAGAAUAAGAAAGCUGUACAGUUCAAUGAAGAGGUGCAAGUGAAGACUGUAGAAACACCAGUUGCUGAAGUGGAAAUUGAUGAACAGAAGAUAGACAGGUUAUUACAUUUGUUGCACGAGGCUGAUCCUUGUGAGGAUCAGACAGAUUCUGAAGAAAUUGUCACUCUUGAAGAACAAGUAAAUGCAAUGGGACCUCUUAUUGACCAAGAACUGGAACGUGUGGAUCGUAAGCAUGCUCAGCUGACGCAGUUGAGUGCAGAUCUUGUAGAUGCACUCAAUUUGUACCAUACUCUGAUGCGAGAACCUGCUACUACCCAAACAUACCAUACUCUACCUAAGCCUGUGCAUUACAACUUUGGUCCCCAGCAACCUCCACCGGGACCACCAACACAUUUAUACAAUGGUGUUCCAAUGACUGCGCCAUUCCCACUGCCUCAGUACACAAUGGGGCCUGAUCAGUUUGGCAACCCAGGUGCUCCCGCUGGGCCUGGCUCUCUGCCUCCUGGCCCCCCUCAAUACCUAAUGGGUGCAGGGCGGCCGCCUCUGCCUCUGCCUCUGCCAGAAGAUGGCCAAGGGCCUCCCCAGGGCCCUCCACAGGGCCCUCCCCAAGGACCCCUACCGGGCCCCCCUCAUGGCCCCCCGCAGGGUCCUCCUCAGGGGCCUCCUGCACACAUGCAAUAUCCCCCUCAUGGUUCGUUGCCAGUUUACAAUACUUCAGCUCCACCCCACACUUUGCAACACCCUCCUCAGCCAGGAGUGUUUGGCCCUCCAGGCUCUACUCCGAGUCAGCAUCAGCAUCAACCACCCCCGCCAUCGGGGCCCCCUUCGACUCCAGGCCCUAGCUACCCCCCGAAUGGGCAACCUCUGCUGUGAAGAUUGCAAGGAAAAUAACUGGAAGAGUCAGCAGGUAGCCUUUGCACAUGAUUGUGCUGUGCUUCUGCAUCAACUUACUCCUUUUCAUUGGCAAACAGCUCAUGAGGAUGUGGUUCAGUCCUUCUGAAUUUUCUUCCUCCUAAUGCUGCUCUCUUUAUUUUAGUUGAGAACUAAAUUGCAAUUUUUAUUUUCUGUUUUACAGUUUUCCUGCUGAAAUUUUCUCUUCUUUUUUUCAUUGGUUUAUUUCAGAACACAUUUUAUAUCUAAUUCAAAUGCUGAACUCAGAUUGUAAUUGAUUUCUUGUACAUAAAGAGAUUUUAUAUGUAUGUGUGUGUGUAUACAUAUACAUAUACAUAUACAUAUAUAUAUAUAUAUAUAUAUAUAUAUAUAUAUAUAUAUAUAUUUUAUUUGCUCUUGCUGACUUAUUGAAAUGAUGUCAUUUUGUUGUUGGCCAGGAAAGGCUUCAUAUUUCCGCAAGCUGUACCUGGAUUUCCAUUUAAAAUUGAAUUGUCCUUGUGGCCUUAAAAUAGUUUAGUAUAUUGCAUUGUUUGAGUUGCCUUGAAUAAUACUUUGCGGGUCUGUGUUGCAAUAGUUCUUGUGCAUCGUUUUGUGAAUAAAUGGCCUGUGUGUGUGAGAAUUUAGCAAUGUAUUUGGUACUUGAGAAAAACUACAUUCCUUUGGUUCUCUGUCAUAGAACUCAAUCUCUUCUACCUAUAACAAAGUCAGUUGCCACAUUUUGGUAGAUUGAUUUUGUUUGACUGGUAAGACAGUUAUCUAUUCCCAUUUAUAGUGCAAAAUUUGGUAUAUACAAGAACAGUGUCAUACAUGUUUUCACUAACUGUAAUGUUGAAGUUUACAAUUGUAUAUAAGCCUGUAUAAGGAGAAACGUUUGCUAUAUUGUAUUAAAUCGUUGUACAUGACUUC